Molecule: messenger RNA, 362 nt
Organism: Aspergillus pseudotamarii
Lineage: Eukaryota; Fungi; Ascomycota; Eurotiomycetes; Eurotiales; Aspergillaceae
Exons: 1
Coding region: 60-269 (69 amino acids)
Source: RefSeq, a predicted model, not a curated record
CGACUCUAGCGGGCAUGAGAGUAUAGCAACGAUGUUGCAUGGACGGCAUCUAGAGACGCAUGUGGGAUUUGAGAUCUACCAGCGCGAAACAUCAACAUCAUAGCAGCAAUCACUACCCCUUCCAUAUAGCCACGCUCAACGUAGAAUUGCUUAACAUCAUCCGCCGUACUCACUUCGACCGCAUGUCCGGCAACCCAUUGACUACGCCUAAGCUACACGACGGCCGGCUAGUAGUUGCGUGUGUUACUACUACAAAUCCUGGCUAUUAGACGCUUCUCUAGUAUCUUGUGCGCGCUUUGUCGACUCAGUCUUCUGCGGUGACUCGUCAAUAUACUUUUUUUUUAUACUCCGUGGUAAACUCC